AUGAAUCCCAAUGAUUUUGUCGUGAUUCCGGGCAACAAAUCUGGCACAUCUGUUAAACUAAAAGCAAGAAAUCUUCGGGAGCUACGAUUAGAAACUCUGCAGCUAGAACUAGACAGUGAUGUAAUGGAACAGAGGUUGCAGCAACUUCGACAAACCAUGCGUAAGGAAAAGGAGGAACGGGAGCGAUCGGGACCAUAUCAUUGGAAGUCUGGACAGAUGGGGAGUCUUGUUAAUCAUGCGCAGGUAGUGCUGAGAAAUAAAGAAAAUUUUAAUCAGAAGAUAACUUCUGGAAAGACAAAAAUCAGAAUAUUGAAGGAUCAUCCUGAAGAGCCUCGGAAACGUGCAAUCAUCGAUGCAGCAGUUAGUGAAACUGAAAAUCUAAAAGUUAAGGGGAAAUUAUGUGGACAGUGUGAGAUCAGAAGUCCUGUGCUGGUUUGUGUGGAGUGUGGAGAGGAUUACUGUUCUAGCUGCUUUGCUAAAUUCCAUCAAAAGGGGGCACUGAAGCUUCACAGAUUUUCUCCCUUUCAGGCAGAGGAACAUGCAUCAAGCAAUUCAUUGCAUUUAGUCAGCCAAUUUAAAAAACAAAUUGAAUUGGACCCACCUGUGAAUACUAAGCAGUUUCUGAAGAAACAUUUUUCACUAAGGAAGUCUUCAUCUCAAAUGGCCGCUCCACAACAUGUUGAAAGCAAGAAGAUGGUGAGUCAACGGUUUGUGAGCAAAGCAUCAGAGCAGACCAUUUGA
Molecule: messenger RNA, 741 nt
Organism: Hemiscyllium ocellatum (epaulette shark)
Lineage: Eukaryota; Metazoa; Chordata; Chondrichthyes; Orectolobiformes; Hemiscylliidae
Gene: zbbx
Product: zinc finger, B-box domain containing
Exons: 8
Coding region: 1-741 (246 amino acids)
Biological process (GO): cilium movement
Cellular component (GO): motile cilium
Molecular function (GO): zinc ion binding
Source: RefSeq, a predicted model, not a curated record